Molecule: messenger RNA, 1542 nt
Organism: Beta vulgaris subsp. vulgaris (sugar beet)
Lineage: Eukaryota; Viridiplantae; Streptophyta; Magnoliopsida; Caryophyllales; Amaranthaceae
Product: sugar transport protein 10
Exons: 3
Coding region: 1-1542 (513 amino acids)
Biological process (GO): monosaccharide transmembrane transport
Cellular component (GO): membrane
Molecular function (GO): monosaccharide transmembrane transporter activity
Source: RefSeq, a predicted model, not a curated record
AUGGCAGGAGGGGUGGUCGUAAAUGGCGGUGGCCGACGACGAUAUGAAGGCCGUGUUACCGGCUUUGUGAUUGUUACAUGCUUAGUGGCUGCCACUGGUGGCCUAAUAUUUGGGUAUGAUAUUGGAAUUUCAGGUGGUGUAACAUCUAUGGAUAUUUUUUUGGAGAGAUUUUUUCCAGCAGUUUAUGAGGCACAAAAGAAGGCAACAGGGGAAAAUCAAUAUUGCAAAUUUAAUAAUGAGAUGUUAACAUUGUUUACUUCAUCUCUUUAUUUGGCAGCACUUAUUGCCUCUUUUUUUGCUUCUAAAGUUACCAAGGCUUUUGGAAGAAAAAUGUCUAUGCUCCUAGGAGGAAUUGUAUUCCUUGGUGGAGCACUUCUUAAUGGAUUUGCUGAAAAUGUUGAGAUGCUUAUUUGUGGUCGUAUAUUACUAGGUAUAGGCAUUGGUUUUACUAACCAGUCUAUACCAAUCUAUUUAUCUGAAAUGGCACCAGCACAAAUCAGGGGAGCUCUCAACAUUGGAUUUCAAAUGGCAAUCACCAUUGGUAUAUUAGCUGCAAAUCUCAUCAACUACUUUGCAUUAAGUAUGGGUGAAAAAGGCUGGAGAAUUGCUCUAGGACUUGCUGGUGUACCAGCUUUAAUCAUAACUAUAGGAGCCUUAAUUUUACCAGACACCCCAAAUUCUCUCAUUGAUAGAGGUCAUCAAGAACAAGCCAGAGAUUUAUUGAAGAAGAUUCGUGGAACAGAUAACGUAAACGACGAAUUUGAUGACCUUGUUGAUGCUUAUCAGAAAUCGAAACAAGUUGAAAAUCCAUGGAAGAAUAUCAUGAAACGUCAUAAUAGACCUCAACUUACUUUUGCUGUGAUUAUUCCUUUCUUUCAACAGAUUACUGGGAUUAAUGUUAUCAUGUUUUAUGCUCCUGUUCUUUUUAAGACUAUUGGGUUUGGUAAUGAUGCUUCUCUUAUGUCUGCUCUUAUUACUGGAAUUGUCAAUGUUGUUGCUACUGCGGUUUCCAUUGUUUGUGUUGAUCGUUUUGGUAGAAGAGCUUUGUUCAUUGAAGGUGGUCUUCAGAUGAUUGUAACUCAGGUGAUCAUCGGUGUUGUCCUAGGCAUAAAAUUUGGAGUAACAGGAACAGGAACAUUGAACAAGGACGACGCAAAUCUUGUAGUGGCAUUAAUAUGCAUGUACGUCGCAGCAUUUGCGUGGUCAUGGGGUCCCUUAGGAUGGUUAGUGCCGAGUGAGAUCUUUCCUAUGGAGACUCGAUCAGCAGGACAAAGCAUCAAUGUGUCUGUCAACAUGUUGUUCACCUUCAUUAUUGCGCAAUGUUUCCUUCGCAUGUUAUGUGUUAUGAAAUUCGGACUCUUUUUCUUUUUUGCGGGAUUUGUUGUGAUCAUGACACUCACUGUCUUCUUCUUCUUGCCUGAAACUAGAAAUGUGCCUAUUGAAGAGAUGUAUGGUGUGUGGAAGGCACAUUGGUUUUGGAACAAGUUCAUUCCUGAUCAAAUGCUUGGACACCAUGCUAAUAAGAAUGUUGAAAAAUGCUAA